Cyphellophora attinorum is the source of this 1851-nucleotide messenger RNA. RefSeq names its product putative hydrolase. The transcript has 3 exons. Bases 1 to 1851 code for a protein of 616 amino acids. NCBI's taxonomy places the organism in Eukaryota, Fungi, Ascomycota, Eurotiomycetes, Chaetothyriales, Cyphellophoraceae. The record is from RefSeq and is a predicted model, not a curated record.
AUGGCGGACUUUGCUCAGAUGGAUGGUCUGUCGAGCUGGACAAUUAAGCAGCUGUAUAAAUGGCUGCAGUCCGGCAUUCGAUUCUUUGACGAAAGCAGUUUAUGUCGCCACAAGAUGGAUCGUUUGUUCGAGCUCCUGUCUGCUCUGCUCAUUGGCACUUCCGCCCUGCCAUCUUCACCACCAGAGUCGUGUCUUGACUGGACACCAUGCAACAUUUCCUUUGGCUAUCAAGGCUGGCUUACACCACCUCCAUACCCAUACCAAUGCGCCAAUCUGACCGUGCCCUUGGACUAUACGGAUCCAAACUCCGAAGACCUGACUCUCGAUCUGCUUCGGGUGGAAGCGCUCCACAAGCCUGCCAAGAAAUCUAUCCUCCUGAACCCAGGUGGGCCUGGCGCCUCCGGCAUUCAGUUCGUCGCUUUAACGUCCGACGCCAUACAUGAAGUUCUCGGUGGCGACUACGAUCUGAUCGGCUUCGAUCCUCGUGGCACAGGACGAACGCUGCCGUUCGCUUGCAACGAAACAUUCUCACAGGAUCCGGGUGGCGCAAACUUGACGCUACCGACAAACGUGGACGUGCCGAAAGACAAGCUGGUCAUGUUCAACGUGGAGCAGGUCGUGGACGAAGCGUUUCCCUUCAAUGAAAGGUUCGCAGAUAAGUGCGAACAACAAAUGAAGGACGCUGGCAGCUAUCUCGGCACUGCGUUUGUGGCAAGAGAUACUAUGCUCGAGAUUGCGAAAGCGAUUGACGGGAAAGACGCUUUGCUGAAUUAUAUCGGCAUCGGUCAUGGCACUUACAUAGGUCAAACGUUUGCUGCUAUGUUCCCGGAGCGUGUUGGAUCAUUUCUUCUAGACUCGAAUGUCAAUCCUCGCGACUGGCGCUCUGGCUUUCAGUAUAGCACAUCUCAGGACGCCGACAAAGCGUUACUGAAUAUGCUGCAUGAAUGUAUCAACAACCCCGACAAGUGCGCUCUUGCCCGAUAUGCACCUUCCGGUGAUCCGCUAAAAUUAUUGGCCUUUAUCAACUCUCAAAGAUACAAGAUCGAAGAGCUACCUGACUACCAAUCCUUGUUCUAUUCCUGGGAGUCUUUCAAGCAACUACUUCACAGCAUUCUCUACAGCCCGAUUCAGUGGUCAUGGGCGACUGACAUAAUUCAAGAAGAGCUGUUCCCAAUUAAGAAUAGCUCGGACCGUUGGCCGCCAUUCAAGUUGCCUGAUGGCGAGCCUGGACCGGAGUGGAAUCUUGGAAUUAACGCGCUGCAUGGCAUUAUGUGCUCAGACAGUCUUUGGAAGACGUCCCAGAAGGAGGAGCUUCUGCACGUCGCCCAGAAGCAGUGGCAAACCAGCGCUUUCGCAGAUAUAUUGAGCCACAGGUUCGCGUGGCCGUGCGCAGUAUGGAAGAUGAAGUCGAAGGAGAUUUACGAUGGAGAUUUCGAGGUGAAGACCGCCAGUCCUGUGAUGUUCGUCAACGGCAAAUUCGAUCCCAUCACUCCUUGGUCCUCAGCGGUCAAUGUCAGUGCAGGCUUCGAGGGGAGCGUACUGCUCGAGCAUGGUGGAGUCGGGCAUGGCAUGUAUGCACACCCGUCGCUGUGCACAGCGAAGGCUGUUCGGGCAUAUCUCGAUGAGGGUGUUCUGCCUCAGCCAGGUACGAGGUGUGAGCCCGAUGUUGAUCCCUUCGACGUCGAGCUGCCUGAGUUCGGGCUACCGGAGCCUGGCAAGAAGAAAGUCAAGCGGAGGAGUUUGGGAGGCGAUAUAACGGAGGGAGAUUUGAAGUUGUUGAAGGCGAUGAGGAAGCUGAACGUACAUCUGAACCAAAUUGAGCUGGGUGAGAUGGCUUCAUGGCCACAAUGA